AUGGAUCUCUAUUAUGCAUUAUUUCAUCUUCUGUACUUCCUAAUAUACUUGGAAGAUAUUCGAGAAAUCCAUACUACUACUACUACUACUACUACUACUACUACUACUACUACUACUACUACUACUACUACUACUACUACUACUACUACUACUACUACUACUACUACUACUACUACUACUACUUCUAUUGCGACUAAUAAUGAUGAAGCUAACCAUAAUUUCCUACUGAAAAUUACUUUUCAAAUGUAUGAAAUAAAUAAUUGUUAA
Molecule: messenger RNA, 267 nt
Organism: Schistosoma margrebowiei
Lineage: Eukaryota; Metazoa; Platyhelminthes; Trematoda; Strigeidida; Schistosomatidae
Source: the annotation of a GenBank genome assembly